Molecule: messenger RNA, 921 nt
Organism: Gracilinanus agilis (Agile Gracile Mouse Opossum)
Lineage: Eukaryota; Metazoa; Chordata; Mammalia; Didelphimorphia; Didelphidae
Product: olfactory receptor 1038-like
Exons: 2
Coding region: 1-921 (306 amino acids)
Biological process (GO): G protein-coupled receptor signaling pathway; sensory perception of smell
Cellular component (GO): membrane
Molecular function (GO): olfactory receptor activity; G protein-coupled receptor activity; odorant binding
Source: RefSeq, a predicted model, not a curated record
AUGGCAAAAUUUAACUUCACACAAGUGACUGAAUUUAUUCUCAAAGGGAUUACAGACCGUCCUGAGCUCCAGGCCCCACUCUUUCUGGUUUUCUCUGCCAUUUACAUGGUUACAGUGGUAGGGAACAUUGGAUUAAUUAUGUUAAUCAGGAUAGACUCUCGACUUCAUACCCCUAUGUACUUCUUCCUUAGUCAUUUAGCUUUUGUUGACUUCUGCUACUCCUCAGCAAUCACACCCAAGAUGCUAGUACAUUUUGUAGUGGAGAAAAAUAUCAUUUCAUUCAAUGCAUGUGCCGUUCAAGUAGGAUGUUUUGUAACAUUUGUAAUAACAGAGUGUUAUAUUUUAGCUUCCAUGGCCUAUGAUCGUUAUGUAGCUAUUUGUCAUCCACUGCUUUACUCAGUCAUUAUGUCUCACAAACUCUGUAUUCUCUUAGUUGCUAUCGCUUAUAUAUACAGUUUUUUGGUUUCACUGUCUAAUACUAUUGUCACAUUCCGUUUAUCUUACUGUGGCAACAAUGUCAUCAAUCAUUUUUAUUGCGAUGAUGUUGCCCUCUUGCCUCUGUCAUGUUCAAAAACUCACACAAAACAGAUGCUUAUUUUUGCUUUUGCUGGGCUUAACACUAUUUGUUCUUCAUUGAUUAUCUUUAUCUCCUAUAUUUUUAUCAUUGCUGCCAUCUUAAGGAUUCAUUCUGCAGAGGGCAGGUUCAAAGCUUUCUCUACCUGUGGUUCCCAUAUGAUGACUAUCACCAUUUUAUAUGGUACUUUGAUCUUUAUGUACCUGCAACCAAAAUCAAAAGACUCCCUGGACACAGACAAAAUAGCAGCUGUCUUUUACACAGUGGUGAUUCCCAUGUUGAAUCCCAUAAUUUAUAGUUUAAGGAACAAAGAUGUGAAAGAGGCCCUAAAAAAGAGUGGAAAAUAG